Didymodactylos carnosus is the source of this 669-nucleotide messenger RNA. The record is from the annotation of a GenBank genome assembly. NCBI's taxonomy places the organism in Eukaryota, Metazoa, Rotifera, Eurotatoria, Philodinida, Philodinidae.
AUGACAGUCAAGCUCGACUACGACUACAUCGAAGAAAAUUUAAUUCUUCAAGAUCUCACAUGUGCUCUCUGUACUGAUCCACUACUUGAACCGGUUUGUGCUCAACAAUGUGGCCACACGUAUUGUCGUGCAUGUAUAACGGCUAGUUUUCGUCGAAAAUCCGAAUGUCCUACAUGUCGAUUAGUGUUGACACUCGACGAUUUUCAUCCUGUUUAUACUCGGUCGUUCCUGAAUCAACUGAACCAACUGCUUGUUAAAUGUAAAUUCUGCUCAGAGGAGAAUAUUCAGCGUGGAAACUAUGAAGACCAUGCAAAAAUGUGCAGUAAGAAGCCUGUAUCGUGUGCGGCCGCCGAUCUGAACUGUCCGUGGACAGGGCGACAUAAUAAAUUAGAAGAACAUAUGAAGACAUGUCCACUAAUGCAAGUUCGGCCAAUGAUCGUCGAACUCAAAGAAAAAAUGAAAAGACAAACGGAACAGAUUCAAUUUCUUUAUACAAUGCUUGAGAAAAUAUCGGCUAAUCACCAAGAAACAUGUAAAGAGGAUUAUUCAGGCGAAGCCAUUUGUGAUGUAUGCGACGAGUCCUGUUCACAUAAUGGUUCUAAUAAUGGUCUGCAUUACUGCCCUCAAACAGAUAUUUGUCAGAAAUGCCUUAAUAAAUACCGUCCAUAG